Ochotona princeps (American pika) is the source of this 1354-nucleotide messenger RNA. It is a transcript of the gene C1QL4, whose product is annotated as complement C1q like 4. The record is from RefSeq and is a predicted model, not a curated record. Bases 620 to 1330 code for a protein of 236 amino acids. Lineage: Eukaryota; Metazoa; Chordata; Mammalia; Lagomorpha; Ochotonidae. The transcript is spliced from 2 exons. Gene Ontology annotation, molecular function: protein binding.
UGGGGUGGCAAGGCGUGCCGUGGUCUCCGGGAGCCGCAGCGCAACACCUCCUAGAAGGUCGCGCCAGCCGCAGCUCCAAGCCUGGGACGUCCGGAGCGCAGGAGAGGAAUAACCCCCAACGCCACCCCAAGCCGGCUGGCAGCAAUCUGUCCGGGUGGCCCCGCCGGUUGGCUCUGCCAACGGGGAGACAGCAGCUGCCUGGAGAGCAGGUUCCCUAGACUGACCUGUGGGAGAGCCAGCCCGUCCCAGAAGAAGCCGCGAAGCUGCUCCUGCGCCCGGGACCGUUCAGACUGCACCGGAGGGUAACCUAGGGCCCCGGGCUCCAAGCCGUUUGGAGCCGCCCUUGGCCGAACCCGGGGAGCCUUCCGCCCGGACGGACGGUUUGGGGGGACGGCACAGCAGCUGCGGAGAGAGCCCGCGGGGGGCGGGGGAGCCCAGGCGCAGCCGUCGGGGGUGGCCAGACCCGGGCAGAAGUCCCGCCGCCUCCUUCUCCAGGGCCCGCGGAAAGCCCCGGGCCUCCGCCGCCAUUGCGCCCAAGAGUGAGGAGGAUUUGCUGGCCCUGGCCGCGUCGCGGCUGAACCGCCGCAAGCGGGUGGCGGGCGCAGCCGUCGGGGUGGCCAUGGUGCUGUUGUUGCUAGUGGCCAUCCCGUUGCUGGUGCACAGCUCCCGCGGGCCGGCGCACUACGAGAUGCUGGGUCGCUGCCGCAUGGUGUGCGACCCGCACGGGCCCCGUGGCCCCGACGGCACGCCCGCAUCUGCGGCCCCCUUCCCGGCGGGAGCCAAAGGAGAGGUGGGCCGCCGCGGAAAGGCGGGCCUCCGAGGACCUCCGGGGCCGCCCGGACCUAGAGGACCGCCGGGAGAGCCUGGCAGGCCCGGGCCUCCAGGGCCCCCUGGGCCGGGCCCCGGCGGGGUGGCGCCUCCAGCCGGCUACGUGCCGCGUAUUGCCUUCUAUGCCGGCCUGCGGCGGCCUCACGAGGGCUACGAGGUGCUGCGCUUCGACGACGUGGUGACCAACGUGGGCAAUGCAUAUGAGGCCGCCAGCGGCAAAUUCACCUGCCCCAUGCCGGGCGUCUACUUCUUCGCUUACCACGUGCUCAUGCGCGGGGGCGACGGUACCAGCAUGUGGGCAGACCUGAUGAAGAACGGACAGGUCCGAGCCAGCGCCAUAGCGCAGGACGCCGACCAAAACUACGACUACGCCAGCAACAGCGUCAUCUUGCACCUGGACGUGGGUGACGAGGUCUUCAUCAAGCUGGACGGCGGCAAGGUGCACGGUGGCAACACCAACAAGUACAGCACCUUCUCUGGCUUCAUCAUCUACCCGGACUGAGCCUGCGCCCCCGCACCCCCCUCC